GUCGAUGAAAAGGCGGCCCGGCCCAUUCACCAGCCCCGGGUCCGUCUGCCGCUAUAAAGCGCUAGGGUUUUACUCCCCUCCUUCCCCACGCCGCCACUCCUCCCAACCCUAGCUGAGCGGAGGAGCAACAACGCAGGAAUGGGGAAGGGUACGGGCAGCUUCGGCAAGCGCCGGAACAAGACGCACACGCUCUGCAUCCGCUGCGGCCGCCGGAGCUUCCACCUCCAGAAGAGCACCUGCUCCUCCUGCGGCUACCCCGCCGCCCGCAUCCGCAAGUAUAACUGGAGUGUGAAGGCCAUCCGGCGCAAGACCACUGGAACCGGGAGGAUGAGGUACCUCCGACACGUGCCUCGCCGUUUCAAGAGCAACUUCAGAGAAGGUACCGAGGCUACCCCCAAGAAGGCUGCUGCUGCUUCCAACUAGGUCUUGAUGUUGCCAUCAAGAACCGCAGAAGCUAGAAAUUGGAACCUUUUUUGGCUGAGUUGUACAGUCCGAACUAUUUAGACUUACUAUGGAAGUAUUGGUUUGUCGUUCUUUAAAUUCAAGUCAGACGAACAUCUGAAUUUGUUGCUCCAUGGUUUAAUAUAUCUUUCUUGGUGAGCAGUGCAUGCAUUACAGAAA
Messenger RNA from Panicum virgatum (switchgrass), 621 nucleotides. RefSeq names its product 60S ribosomal protein L37-1-like. Gene Ontology annotation, molecular function: structural constituent of ribosome; RNA binding. Gene Ontology annotation, cellular component: ribosome; cytosolic large ribosomal subunit. NCBI's taxonomy places the organism in Eukaryota, Viridiplantae, Streptophyta, Magnoliopsida, Poales, Poaceae. The record is from RefSeq and is a predicted model, not a curated record. The coding region runs from base 139 to 423 and encodes 94 amino acids. Gene Ontology annotation, biological process: translation. The transcript has 4 exons.